GCCACCGCCGCCCGCUCGGCGUCCACCCGCCGCCUCGACUCCGCAUGGCCUUUUCUAAAGGGGGGAAGGAAAACGAACCAAAGAGUUGAGCAGGCAGUUCCCCUCUACGGCACUCCUCUGCACCCCUUCUCUGUUCUUGCCUUCUCUCGGCGGCGUUGGCAGUUCGCGGGUUGCGAACUUGCGAUGGGGAGCCAGCAGAACGCGCUUCACCAGAUGUUGUCCUUCAUCCUCGGGGCUUCCGCCGCCGCCGUCCUGCUCUUCUUCCUGACGUCGGCGAGUAGCGGCGCUCGUUUCACGGGGAUGUCGAGCUGGGCCAAUGGAACCACGGCGCUUGAUGCCGCUCCCGCCCAGGAGGCAAGCCCGGCAGGAGAACCUGCUGCUCCUGCUCACGCCGAAGCAAAGGGAGCGCCGGCGCCGGAGCAGGACGAGCUGGAGCAGCUGCUGCGCGCGGUGGCGGACGAAGACCGGACGGUAAUCAUGACGUCGGUGAACGAGGUGCGUGGGCGGCGGAGGACUCGCUGUUGGACCUGUUCCUGGAGAGCUUCCGCACGGGCGUGCGGAUCUCGCACUUUGCGAACCACCUCUUCGUGGUGGCGCUCGACGGCGGCGCGCAGGACCGGCCAUUGAUGGCGCCGUGGAGCGGCUUGUGGGGCGGCAAGGCCGGCGGCGACGCCUACCGGGGCACGCCGGUGGUGGUCAAGAUGGAGAACCCCAACUGGUCCAUCUCCGAGAUCUCCUCGCCAGAGGAUGACGACGAGGACAUCUUGGCCGCCGCCAGGGGGGCCGCUCCAAGAACGCCAAGCAGAUCAGGUGGGUGCUGCUGCUCAAGGCGCACCGCGCCGCCGGCUGCCUCGCCUCGCUCGCCUCCGCCGCCGUCGCGCUGGGCGGCGCCGCCAGGCGAAGGGUCGCCGUGGGGAGGAACGACGCAGAGGCCGGCUAGGGCGGCCGGCGGCGUGGCAUCGGCGGGGGCGGGGCGGGGGCGGCGUGGCAGGGGCCGCUCGCCGCUAGAAUCGAGCACCGCCCGGUCAAAAUGAAAAAAAAAAAUAACGGUGGGGCUGCAGUUGGCAACCAAUUACGGGUUGGUGGAGAAAUUUGAAAAGCCUAUUAAAAUAGUAACUAAUUUGCUCUCUCUGCUGGAG
Panicum virgatum (switchgrass) is the source of this 1139-nucleotide messenger RNA. RefSeq lists its product as uncharacterized. The transcript is spliced from 2 exons. The coding region runs from base 184 to 627 and encodes 147 amino acids. Lineage: Eukaryota; Viridiplantae; Streptophyta; Magnoliopsida; Poales; Poaceae. The record is from RefSeq and is a predicted model, not a curated record.